This is a messenger RNA of Polypterus senegalus (gray bichir), 1366 nucleotides long. RefSeq names its product protein geranylgeranyltransferase type I, beta subunit (gene pggt1b). The transcript has 9 exons. Gene Ontology annotation, molecular function: CAAX-protein geranylgeranyltransferase activity. The record is from RefSeq and is a predicted model, not a curated record. Lineage: Eukaryota; Metazoa; Chordata; Cladistia; Polypteriformes; Polypteridae. Bases 68 to 1186 code for a protein of 372 amino acids. Gene Ontology annotation, cellular component: CAAX-protein geranylgeranyltransferase complex. Gene Ontology annotation, biological process: protein geranylgeranylation.
GCCUCCUUACACGUCACGAAUUUAGAGCAGGAACUGACGAAACCGGAAGUUGGUAUUCCGAUAUACAAUGAUGGCAGAAGAAGAGUCAGUGAGAGAUGAGUUUGAGCAAAUUGAUUUUUUGAAAGACCGACAUAUUAAAUUUUUCCAAAGAUGUUUACACGUGUUACCCGAGAGAUACUCUUCCCUGGAGACUAGCAGGCUGACAAUCGUGUUCUUUGCACUUUCUGGCUUGGACGUCUUAGAUGCCCUGGACGUAGUGGAUAAACCAAGUUUAAUUGAAUGGGUAUAUUCAUUACAAGUGCUUCCCAUGGAAGACAAGUCUAAUUUGGGUCGUUGUGGGUUCAGAGGAUCAUCACAUCUUGGAAUUCCAUACAACCCUUCAAAGGGUCCAGGUGUGAAUCAUCCCUAUGACAGUGGUCAUGUUGCAAUGACUUAUACUGGACUGGCUUGUCUGAUUAUCUUGGGAGAUGACUUAAGUCGUGUGAAUAAGCAAGCAUGCUUGGCUGGACUGAAAGCACUCCAGUUGGAAGAUGGAAGUUUUUAUGCCGUUCCAGAAGGAAGUGAAAAUGACAUGAGGUUUGUCUACUGUGCAGCUUGCAUCUGCUAUAUGCUCAGUGAUUGGUCAGGCAUGGAUGUGAAAAAAGCAAUAGAUUACAUCAGACGGAGUAUGUCUUAUGAUAAUGGUAUUGCACAGGGAGCUGGACUGGAAUCUCAUGGUGGAUCUACUUUCUGUGCCAUUGCCACCCUUUGUCUAAUGGGUAAACUAGAAGAGAUUUUCACUGAAAAAGAACUGAACAGAAUAAGGCGAUGGUGUAUAAUGAGACAGCAAAACGGAUUUCAUGGGAGGCCAAAUAAACCAGUAGAUACUUGCUACUCAUUUUGGGUGGGAGCCACUCUGAAGCUUUUAGAGGUUUUCCAGUAUACAAAUUUUGAAAAGAAUCGUAACUAUAUCUUGUCAACUCAGGAUCGUCUUGUUGGUGGAUUUGCCAAAUGGCCAGAUAGCCAUCCAGAUGCUCUGCAUGCCUACUUUGGCAUCUGUGGACUCUCUCUGAUUGGCGAAGGUAAUCUGCGUAAAGUGCACCCUGCAUUGAAUGUAAGCGUAAGGGCCUUUGAGUAUCUACAGCAGCUGCAUCAGACAUGGAGAGAACUGAACUGUAGCACAGGCACAGAGUCCUUAUGCACAUGACACUUUUACUCUAUUCCCUGAAUAAGACAAAGCCAUGUUUGUGUUAUUGUGUAGUUCAUCAGCGCUGGAGUGGUAUCUACCAAAUAAAUUCCUUACUAACAGUAUCACAGCGGAUUGGCAGCAGACAUUUGGGAGUGAUUUGCAAUUAAGAGUUUAUCAACAGCAGACUAUUGAAUUAUA